Molecule: messenger RNA, 742 nt
Organism: Microplitis demolitor
Lineage: Eukaryota; Metazoa; Arthropoda; Insecta; Hymenoptera; Braconidae
Product: histone H1
Exons: 1
Coding region: 49-708 (219 amino acids)
Biological process (GO): chromosome condensation; negative regulation of DNA recombination; nucleosome assembly
Cellular component (GO): nucleus; nucleosome
Molecular function (GO): structural constituent of chromatin; nucleosomal DNA binding; double-stranded DNA binding
Source: RefSeq, a predicted model, not a curated record
GAAGCUAUUCGUACGUUUUGAUAAUAUUAUUCGUUGAAAUAAAUCAUCAUGACUGAGACAUCAGCAACACCAACUCCGGUCGAAGAGAAGGCACCUGCCAAAGUUGAUUCGCCUAAAAAAGCAGCUGCUAAGAAACCAGCAACUAAAGCAACUCAUCCAAGUGCUGCUGAUAUGGUCAUUGCUGCCAUCAAAUCUCUUGGUGAACGUGGGGGAUCAUCUCUUCAGGCUAUUAAGAAGUAUAUCGCUGCAACCUACAAGGUCGAUAUUGAAAAACAAGCACCGUUUAUCAAGAAGUCUCUCCGAGCAGCUGUCAUCAAGGGAACUCUCGUUCAGACCAAAGGAAAAGGUGCUUCUGGAUCAUUCAAACUCCCAGUUGAGAAAGCAGCAUCUAAACCUAAAGCAGCAGUGAAGAAACCCGCCGCUGCUAAGAAACCUACAGCUGCCAAAAAACUGACAGCCAAGAAAGCAACUGGUGAAGCCAAGACUGUUAAGAAACCUGCAUCACCUAAAAAGGCACCAGCUAAGAAAUCUGAGGCGAAGAAACCGGCAGCUAAAGCUCCAGCCAAAACUAAAGCAGCCGCUUCUCCUAAAGCUAAGAAAGCUGCAAAGACUCCAACAGCCAAGCCCAAGUCACCUAAGCCAAAGAAAGUUGCAGCACCGAAAACAGCAAAAGCCCCAACCAAAAAAACCGUAGCAGCUAAGAAAUAAAUCCUUACUCCUACGUUCAGUAGGAAUGCCUGAA